Messenger RNA from Brassica napus (rape), 741 nucleotides. RefSeq lists its product as uncharacterized. The transcript has a single exon. Lineage: Eukaryota; Viridiplantae; Streptophyta; Magnoliopsida; Brassicales; Brassicaceae. The coding region runs from base 1 to 741 and encodes 246 amino acids. The record is from RefSeq and is a predicted model, not a curated record.
AUGACGUCUCCAAAUUAUCCAACUGCGGAACAAAGCGUGAUGAUGGUGUCAGAGGAAGUAAGUGCCAUGAUUCGAGGAGAAAUUCCAACUAAGAGGCCUGAUCCUGGUAGUUUCGUCCUAGAUUGCAAUAUACAGAACACGCGUUUUCCUCGAUCACUAUGUGAUCUUGGCUCUAGCGUGAAUCUUAUGCCUUACUCCGUCGCAGUAACCUUGGGAUAUAACGAGUUUAUGCCAACUCCGAUAACCUUGGUUCUAGCUGAUCGGUCUAUCAGGGUACCUGAAGGGAUUCUCGAAGACGUUCCCGUAAAAAUUAAUGAUUGCUUUGUGCCUACGGAUUUUUUUGUGUUAAAAUACAGACAAGAACCGAAAGACCCCCUCAUUCUGGGUCGGCCAUUCCUACCUACAGCUGGAGUGAAAGAAGGACGAAUAAAUUUGAACACCAGGGACAUUUCGAUGACCUUUGAUAUGGAAAGGCUAAUCAAGCAACCCUUGAUAGAUGACCAAACCUUCUAUGUGGAAGAAGUUUCUGAGCUAGAUAAGGAAUCUUUCAUAGACAUGUGCUCAGACGACCCCUUAGAAAAUGCUCUUACCAAUAUGGAAAAGGAAAUCUUCAGCAUAGAUAAAAGGACAGACGAUUACGUUCGACUGAUGGAUGCAAGUAACGAAGUUGCGAACAUCGAAGAAGAUGAUGACUCAGACAUUAUCGUCGAUCGACUAGAGGAAAUUAAAUGCCGCUACUAG